AUGGUGUGUAUGAGGAUUUCAACAGAUGAUGAAAAUUUGAUCGAUGAUGCCAUUGUUGAUGUAAACCAUGAUGUGAAUAUUGAAGAACUGAGUCGUGCUAUUAGUGAGUACAUUAAGCAAAUAGAAAUAGUAGAGUUACCCCAAGAAAAAGAAAAUGAUAUAAAGAAAGUCAUGCAGCUUCAUGCGAAGGCAGCCAAAGAAAUAUUAAUUGUCAACAUGUGGAAGUUAGAUUUGCAUGGUCUUCAUGCAAUGGAGGCAGUUCAAGCUCUAGAGGCACACUUGAAGAUGAUUGAAUCUCAAGUUUCUACAUCAGCUAGGCAGAGACGAAGAUCAUUAUUGGUAAUAACAGGCAGAGGCAAUCACAGUCGGGGACAACCUGUCCUUCCAACAGUUAUUAGAAACUUUCUCAGUGAGAAUGGAUAUGACUAUGACGACUCAGGACCUGGGGCGAUCACAGUACGACCCAAGUUCAAUCCAAUUGCCAGUGAAUGUCUACCAGUCGAAUAUUUACGNAGAAUGGAUAUGACUAUGACGACUCAGGACCUGGGGCGAUCACAGUACGACCCAAGUGAAUGUCUGCCAGUCGAAUAUUUACAAGAGUGGAAUUAUUUUCCUCUCUUGCAAUUGCAUGGAUAUAUGGGAGACACCAGUUGUCUGGCGGUAUAG
Molecule: messenger RNA, 666 nt
Organism: Ilex paraguariensis (yerba mate)
Lineage: Eukaryota; Viridiplantae; Streptophyta; Magnoliopsida; Aquifoliales; Aquifoliaceae
Source: the annotation of a GenBank genome assembly